CCGGAAGUGAUUUCAUCCAACAUGUUUUCAGAAAUUAUUUCCAGUCAUUUUCCCGAAAUAGACAGUGAAUACUUGGAUUAUGUUACUGGUAUCCUCUCUGAAGGCAGUGAUGAAUUUUCAUCAUCAGAUGAUGUCUACGAGGCUGUUGGGGAGGUGCUCCAAGGCUUGGAUGAUAAGCCAGAUGAUGACAUUGAGAAACUCUGCAAGGAGCUCUUCAACAUGAUGAAAGAUGAUAAAAAGGCCAGUAAAGGUCCAGUACGGAUCCUAGAUGCCCCAAUGCAGAUGGGAAGUUUAACUGAUGCAGGGAAUGGUACAGGAGAUGAUCAUAGCAUAUGGAUUGCUAAAAAGGAUACUUCCUCGACUGUUGACAAAAAAAAGUUAGGAAAGGCUGAGGAGAAAAUCAAACAAAAACAGGACAAGCGUGCUGCAGAUGACAGCAAAUUUAGAGCUAAACCAGCAGAGAAAGGUAUGGCGACUGCUAGUCAACAGGAGAGCAGGAAAGAUGACUAUGAAAACAAUGACCCAAGUGUUAAAGUCUCAGACAUAAGAAUAGACAACUUUGAUGUCUCAUUUGGUGAAAGGAUAUUACUCCAAAAUGCUUCUAUACUUUGUGCCUUUGGCAGGCGCUACGGGUUGGUGGGCAGGAAUGGUGUGGGAAAAACCACUCUUCUUCACAUGAUCUCAAGUGGCAUAUUAAAGAUUCCGGCGUGUAUAAGUAUACUACAUGUUGAGCAAGAGGUAGUUGGAGAUGACACGCUAGCCAUACAGAGUGUUCUAGAAGCUGAUGAACACAGAGAAGCUCUCAUCAAAGAAGAGAAAGAAAUCAAUGCAACUCUGAAUGCAGCUGGCUCUAAAAGGGCUCGAUCAGAUAGUAAACUGAGUGGCAGACUAGCAGAGAUUUACCAAGAGAUGGAAGAUAUUGAAGCUGACAAGGCCCCAGGAAGAGCUGCUGUUAUACUCAUUGGUUUAGGCUUCAGCGACCAAGACCAGCAGAGAACAACAAAAGAAUUUUCGGGAGGUUGGAGAAUGAGAUUGGCAUUGGCCAGAGCUUUAUUUAAAAAACCAGAUCUGCUUCUACUUGAUGAACCCACUAACAUGUUGGACAUGAAGGCCAUUAUAUGGCUUGAAAGUUACUUACAGACAUGGCCUACCACACUAUUGUUAGUGUCUCACGACCAGCAGUUCCUCAACUCUGUUGUGACAGACAUUUUCUACAUGCACUCGCGGCAAAUAGAUCACUAUAAAGGAGAUUAUAACAUGUUUGUUCAGACUAGGAAUGAGAAACUUAAAAAUCAACAAAAAGAAUAUGAGUCACAAAAAAUGUAUAGAGAUCAUAUACAGGUAUUCAUAGAUAGGUUUAGAUACAAUGCCAACCGAGCCUCAACAGUCCAAAGUAAAAUCAAGCUAUUAGCAAAAUUACCGGAGCUGAAACCAGUUGAAAAAAUCUCAGAAGUUGUGCUUAAAUUCCCUGAAGUUGAUAAACUAAAUGGGACUGUCCUCCAAUUGGAUGAGGCCUCCUUCCACUAUGAUCCUGCAAAACCCAUAUUUGAAAAGAUGGAUGUAGCUGCCUCCAUGGAUUCAAGAAUAUGUAUUGUGGGAGAGAAUGGUGCUGGUAAGACCACCUUACUGAAGCUCCUACUAGGUGCACUGGAGCCAACCAAAGGAUUCUUGCAUAGACAUAGGAAUAUAAAGCUGGGAUACUUCAGUCAGCAUCACGUAGACCAGCUGGACAUGAACUCAAAUUCUGUUGAAGUAAUACAGAAACAGUUGCCAGGUCAUCAUGUAGAGAUUUAUCGCGGUGCACUGGGAGCAUUUGGUGUCUCUGGGGAACUAGCUUUGCGUCCAGUUAUCAGUCUGUCUGGAGGACAGAAAAGUCGUGUUGCAUUUGCAGUCAUGUGUUUUGGAAGUCCCAAUUUCCUGAUACUUGAUGAACCUACCAAUCACUUGGAUAUAGAAACAGUGGAGGCAUUAGGGCAUGCCCUCAACAAGUUCAAGGGAGGCGUCAUCCUAGUAUCUCACGACGAGCGUCUGAUCAGAAUGAUAUGUACAGAACUUUGGGUUUGUGCUAAUAAGACAGUGACAGCCCUAGAAGGUGGCAUAGAUAAAUACAAGGAACUUGUUGAAAGUGAGAUCAAAUUUGCAGAAUAGGAUGAAAUCCACUGGAAGUGAUUUGAUAAGGCAGAAAAUUAAGAAAAUAAACCAAAUCUUGGUGUCAAUGUGUCUAAUGGUUGGUAAUUCUCUUUGGACUUUCCAACUCUUGCAUCAAACUCAGAUAUCUACAAAUAUUGUACUUUCCCACCAGCAUAAAUUCAUUUAAGAGAGAAUGAGUGUCCGGGGCUUGAUUCUUGACUUUGUGAUCGAUAUCCAUCAAUAAUUACUCCAAAUAUUGUGUUUUGUCUUGUUCUGCUGGGCAGACAGAAGUGUUCAUGGGGGGUAAUUUUAGAAAGCAUUCACAGCGAGCAGCGAGUUCCAAGUGCAAUUUUGUUUUAUAUUAUGUUUGAUUAUAUCAAGUUGGUCGUAAAUAUAAAGAUCAUGAUUCGGUUCUGAGUACCCUAUAUGCAUUUCUGAAAAUAAAUAAAUUUUGCUGAAUUUGGAUUGAACAGUUUAUUGAUUACAGUACUUAAUUGAGAUGAAAAUAAGCUGUAAACAUGCACAGAGAAAAAAUGUACAUUGUAUAUUAUUAAGCAAUAAUCUCCAAAUGCAUGGCUCAGAGAACCACAAGAAACCAGUGGAGGAGUGUAGCUCUGCCUUUGGAGAAUUAUAUAAAAAAA
This is a messenger RNA of Owenia fusiformis, 2771 nucleotides long. NCBI's taxonomy places the organism in Eukaryota, Metazoa, Annelida, Polychaeta, Sabellida, Oweniidae. The record is from the annotation of a GenBank genome assembly.